UUCUUGGCAAAAUCCUCGAACUUAACCAACACAAGCAAAAAAUCAACAGAAUCUAAUCCAAUCUCCUCUCCAAUUCCGUGUCCUUCUUUUGUUUCUUCAUUUUUCUCAGCUCGUAGUUUCCCUUAAUUUUUGUGAGCCGUUGCUUUUUUGGGGCGUAUAAAAUCGGAGCCAGGACGAGCUUUAGGGUUGGCAUUUAGCUCUCGCGCCGUUUAUUCGAAACCAUGGAUUAAUAAUACAUCCAAACCAAUAAAUCCAAAAAAUAAAAAAAAGUAAAUAAAAAUUGCAACUUUGUGGCUCUGCUACAGACGAAGAAGCAGAAAGGCAAGGUCUUUCUCCGUUUCACCGCUGCCUUCCAUUACAAUCUGGCAACGGGGAGGCCAGCAUUUCGGCGCAUGUUCUGGUUGGGGUUCUUCUCCAUUUGACAGAUAUUUUCUUUCAGUCUGGCCGCUACUGCAAAAUCAAUUCCCUCUCGCACCUCUAAAAAGGUGUGGGGUAAUAAUGAGAGAGUGAUUUUGCUUUGUGUUUUAAGGAGAUCGAGAUCAUCACACAUCUGGAGAUUGUGCCGUGUUUCAGUGGGUUUGUACGCUUGAUUAUGGCUAAUGACAUUCGUGGCUGCCCUUUCGGAAGUUUGAUGGUAGUUUUUCUGUGUACUUAGCAAGGUCAGUUUGUUCAUACAGGUUUCCAGACAGUAAUGAGCACAAUAGUUUCUCGUUGAUAGUUUCUGGCGUAGUCAAAGGUAGUUCGCGUGUUGAUGUAGCUCACUAGCUCUUAUAUUUUUCCAGCAAUGGUUAGGUUUUCAUGUUUCCAAGCUAACGUCCAUUGCCCCAAACCUAAGAAAAGUAUUCAACCUUCUGUUGAUAUAAUGCAUAAAACAUUGCAAACUUCUUCUCGAAAUCAAGUUUUGAAGGAUUCGCCUGGAAAAUCAAGCGUAAACCCAUCACAGUCUAAAGGAGUUUCUCAAGUUAACAGCAGUUGGAAGCAUGUGUCUUCCCUUGAGGCUGAUUGGAAAGCAGGUGAUAUGGAAAGCAGCUAUAUCAAUGAAAGUAGCAGCAAGGUUACUCAGGCAGCACGGCCCAUAAAAUGUAGGUCUCUAGGAAGUGAAUUAUACCUUGAGGGGAGGGCUUCUGCUGACAAUGAUGCUGGGGACGGGACUGAUCAAGGAGUUUCUUCUGACGGUUCUCUUCAUCGGAAUGGAUUGGUGGUACCCGAGGGAAGUAGGGACCGAGGAGACAGCCCACCUCAACCAUCUAAGACAACUCCUGCUUCUGACCUUGGUCAAGUAAGUUCUGAAAUUGUCAAUAAUGAAUCAAUUUUUUCGAUUGGAGAACCAUUACAAUCAGAAAAGGACGGCCAUGAAAACUGUGAUACUCCAACAUCUGGAGAGUUUGCUGAUGACUCUGCUGACCUCACACCUCGUACUGCAAAAGGGCUUGUUAAAUCUUGUUCUCUUGCAAACAUUAGUGCUUCUACUCUGGCUACUGAAGAGAGUUCUCUUGUUAAUCGUUUAGCAGUGCAUUCAAGAUCUUCCGAGGACAUGCAUGUCCUAGGGAUGAGGGGGAAAGGGAAUUCAGUACAUGAGACUGAAAUGCAGGUAAAGCAAGAACAAGAAAGAGAUGAUAUUGUAAGUAAAGCUGAGAACGAUAAUAUUGAAAACUCCAUCGAUGAUGGCUAUGAUUCCUGUAACUACUCUAGUUUUGCAAAGGACUGGAUAAUGCCACCUGCAGAUGAGAUAAGGGCAGAGAAAAACCUCCAAGGAGAAUCCUCAGUUCAAAGUUGGGAUGAAUUGCCAAACAAGGAUUUUAAAUAUAAGCGUAUCGAGGAGUGGGUUAAUAAUCUUCAGCAUAGCAGCAGUCUGGUGGAAGAAACGAAUGAAUUGUCCCAAUCUAAUGAUCAGGUGAAGAGAGAGUCCAAUGAUUCAAACAGUUUGACUGCUGCGAAGGUGGAUGGUAAGGUCACUCCUGGCAUGGAAGCUGCUAAGCGAUAUAUAUCUUCUCUGAGUGCAGCUGCCACCACAGCUCAGCUUGCAAAUCAUGGAUUGGUAGUGAUCCCAUUCCUUAGUGCUUUUGUAAAUCUCAGGGUGCUCAAUUUAUCAGGAAAUUCCAUAGUAAGGAUAACUGCUGGAGCUCUUCCUCGAGGACUCCAUAUGUUGAAUCUUUCAAAAAACGGUAUUUCUACUAUCGAAGGUUUGCGUGAACUCACAAGACUUCGUGUACUGGACCUGAGCUAUAACAGGAUUUUGAGAAUCGGACAUGGUAGUUUCUCUUGUUCGUCUCUAAAGGAAUUGUACUUGGCUGGAAACAAAAUCAGUGAGGUGGAGGGUCUUCAUCGCCUCCUAAAACUGACUGUUCUGGAUCUGCGCUUCAACAAAAUCUCAACGGCAAAAUGUCUUGGUCAACUGGCGGCUAACUACAAUUCCUUACAAGCCAUCAGCCUGGAAGGAAACCCAGCUCAGAAGAAUGUCGGCGAUGACCAAUUGAAGAAAUACCUGCAAGGACUUCUUCCCCACAUGGUUUACUACAACCGGCAGCAAAUCAAGUCCAGCACUCUCAAGGACGCUGCAGAUCGGUCAGUACGCUUAGGCAUUAGCAACCAUCAGUUUGAUCGCAGCCUUAGACCCGAUCACAAGGCUCCAAGGAAGGCUAGUCACGGUGUAUCUUCUAAAAAGCCAUCGACUUCAUCAACUCACGGUCAUGCAAGUCAAUCUGUAGCGUCACUGAAAAAGUCUCGGGGCAGGCACAGCCACCUCCCUCCGAGUGGAACAAAAGUAACAGCGACGAGUCGGCAGCACUACUUCGACUUGGGCAGCAGAAUUAUGAACCUCAAGCAGGAUCUCUCGAUGCGCAGGAGUCGGAGUGAGGGAACUAUGGCAGCCAUGUGAAAUUUAUUUCAAGCUUUGUAUCGGAUCAUAUACAUUACUUGAGUUUCGGUGUGUGGAUUUCUACAUUUGCAUUUUGUGUAACUUCUGAAAUUCUGUAUUUUUUGUGUGCUUACCGAACACCCUAUUAGUGAAUGGUUGAAUUAUCUUUUGCAAGCA
Pyrus x bretschneideri (Chinese white pear) is the source of this 3034-nucleotide messenger RNA. RefSeq lists its product as uncharacterized. Gene Ontology annotation, cellular component: cytoplasm. The record is from RefSeq and is a predicted model, not a curated record. Gene Ontology annotation, molecular function: protein kinase binding. NCBI's taxonomy places the organism in Eukaryota, Viridiplantae, Streptophyta, Magnoliopsida, Rosales, Rosaceae. The coding region runs from base 785 to 2878 and encodes 697 amino acids. The transcript is spliced from 5 exons.